UUCAACUUUACAACAAAUCACACUGACUAGACCAGAUCCCAUAGCACAAGAUCUGAUUCUACUGUCUCAUAUCAUCAUCAUUCUUACUCAUUAACAUCAUCAUCACUAUCGUUACAAGAAGAAUCAUUGUACAAAAUAACUAACGUACGUAAAGACGACUAGCUAGAGGCUUCAAUGAACGGUCCUCCGGAGAAUAUCAGACGAAGGCCACCUAGUAAGAAGAAGCUGAGAGUUAGUUGUGAAGAAAAAAUGGAGAAGGUAGUACACAAAGAAGUUGAGAAACAAAGAAGACUCGAAAUGGCUUCUCUCUACGCUUCUCUCCGCUCUCUUCUCCCUCUUGAGUUCAUCCAGGGUAAGCGUUCGACCUCAGAUCAACUGAACGGGGGAGUCAAUUACAUAGAGUAUUUGGAGAGGAAUAUCAAGGACAUGAGCUCCAAGAGAGAUGGCCUCGUGCUAUUGUCUCGACGAAGCUUUGGGAGUAGCAAUGAACAAGGCUGCGAUGAUGAUUCGAAUCAUGUCGUGAUUCGUCCGUGUUUGGUCGGCGUGGAAAUCGUGUUUAGCCAUCUCCAAACGCCGAUCUCAAGCGUUCUGCAAGUGCUUCGUGAACGAGGCCUCUGUGUUAUUGGCUGCAUCUCCUCCAGUGUAAACGAUAGACUCAUUCACACUUUACAGGCUGAGGUCAAAGAUCUGGCUUUGAUCGACUUAGCAGACCUUAAGGUUACACUUACCCUAAUAAAGUAAUUAAAAGGUUUUUCAGUAGAUUUCAUCUUAGCUUCUCAAAUAAAUAAAUAAACGAUGUAUAUAUAAAUAGAUGGUUUCUUUAGUACUUAAUUGUUCUGUGUAUUUCUAUAUAUAUAUUUGUGUGUUUGCAGAUUUUGCAGAGAUGAUGUAUUUCUCAACUUUAAAGAAACUGAGAGUAAGAAACUAUUCACCUAGCUAUAGUAUAAGUCUAUAUAUAGGAUAACAUUCUUAUUUUACAGGAAAGGUACGCCGACGAGUAAGAGAAU
Messenger RNA from Capsella rubella, 1007 nucleotides. Its product is annotated as transcription factor bHLH118. The transcript is spliced from 3 exons. The record is from RefSeq and is a predicted model, not a curated record. Gene Ontology annotation, cellular component: RNA polymerase II transcription regulator complex. Gene Ontology annotation, molecular function: RNA polymerase II transcription regulatory region sequence-specific DNA binding; protein dimerization activity; DNA-binding transcription factor activity, RNA polymerase II-specific. Gene Ontology annotation, biological process: regulation of transcription by RNA polymerase II. NCBI's taxonomy places the organism in Eukaryota, Viridiplantae, Streptophyta, Magnoliopsida, Brassicales, Brassicaceae. The coding region runs from base 175 to 741 and encodes 188 amino acids.